CAAACAUGGCUGUCUAGAAGGUGUUCUGUUGGCAUAAUGUAGAUUGCUUGAAAACGCGCUUUCGUGAAAUGAAAUGGCUCGAAGAUCAAAAACUAAUUUAGAGAAUGACAUAGAGCGUUCGCGGUGGGAGGAAAAAUGGGAAUAUAUGCCAAAACUGGUCGAUCAGCUAUCAAGUCGGACUACGAGUGAGCCAAGUAUAGAUGCAAUAAAAAAGCUACUCAUCAGUGAAUCCCAACUUGAAAUAUACCUCAGAGAUCAUCCUCUCGGAACAACAGAUGCUGCUAAAGCCAAAAAAGCUAUAGAGGAAACUGUUGCGAAUCUUGAAAAACUGGUUUCUCAAGAUAAGUUGGGAAAGGUAGAAAGAAAACAAGAGGCUUUAUUUUUGCUGUGCAAAGCUUACUUUGUGUUGGAAGAAUUUCAAAGUUGUGUAAAAUGCUGUGACCAAGCUGGAACAGAAGACAUCUACAUUGACACACAAUUAAAAAGGAAAACAAAACUGGUUGCUGAAGGUUUUGCUCAUAAAGCCAUGGCUCUUGAGCAGUUGCGGUCAAUUGGAAAGUCAGACAUCAGUGAUGAGGAUAUCAUUUCUUGUUAUGAAUGCGCUGGUGACAUAGGGCUCUGGCUAAUUACUGACCAGACAUCUUCACAACGGACUGCAACACCAUCACAGACGCCAGUGUUAGGAAGGACCCUGGAGAUAGCGCUACAAAGGGCUCCAGUACUUCACAUUAAGAAUGGGAAAAUUAUGGAGGGUAUCAACAGAUUUAGACUCAUGAUGAGAGUUGUGGAGACAAGAACUUCUCUAGGCUUGAGAAAGGGAUUAGCCAAGCAGCUGGCACAGGUUCUGUUACGAGGAGUUUGUGAGAUGAGUUACGAAAAACCCCUAAACUUACUGCCCAACUCUCCAAUGAUAAGCUCAACAUCAUCACUGAAAUCUGCAUCCAAGAUGGACUUGAAGGCCACCACAAUUAAUGUUAUUACCUGCAAGCAUGCAACCUUUCCUCUGAAACCACAAAUGUACAGUGGAGAAAGUUUGUUUUUUCCCAGGAAUGAAACAGAAGAAAGUUUGCUCCUUUUACUUUUAGACGAGGCCAUGGUAUUUAAGGAUGCAGAGCUCAGUCAAGCUCCAGAAAAGUCAACAGCCAGACAACAGACAGUUGUCGAUUCUGAGAAUGCAUAUGACUUACUUACAUUGGCGCUGGUCAGGAGAGCUCAGUAUGGCAUGUUAUCAGAGUGUUUUGACAGAGGAAUGAAAGUUGCUUUUGAAGAGUUCCACCUGUGGUUUCAGUUUGGUCUGUCUCUCAUCAGUGCAGGCAAAUAUCACAGAGCCCUGAUGGUUCUCAAACAGUGUCAUCAGCUCCGCCCCGAAGACUCCUUGGUCUGCCUUUAUGCUGCUAAGCUCUGUCUUAACAGCCUUCAUAUGAUUGAUGAAGGGAUAAAGUUUGCUAAGAAAGUUAUCGCCAUGGGAGAUGAGAAAGAGCUUUCGUCUAAAGGAUACUUGGCACUGGGUAUCGGUUACAGUCUGUUAGCCAGUGAAGCUUGUUUAAGUGGAGAACGUCAACAGCUUCAGAAACAAGCGAUUGAUGCUCUUCAGAAGGGGCAUAACUUGGAUCCUGACGACAGUGAAGUUUUGUUUAACCUCGCCCUUAAUCAUGCUCUCAUGAGACAGAUGACAAAGGCCCUAAAGAACAUCAGAAAUGCACUUAAAAUGGACAUGAACCAAUCCUUUUUCCUGCAUCUCUUAGCUCUUAUACUUUCCUCUCAGAAAAAGUUUGUUGAAGCACUUGAAGUCUGUGACGCUGCCCUGAUGGAAUUCCCUGACGACUUCAGUUUGCUUCUGACGAAGGUUAAGCUAGAACAGGCCUGCUUAGGUGGAGACCAAGCGCUUAUCACGUGCAAACGGUUGCUGGAGACCUGGAAACAGGUGUACGAGUCUGAUCUCUCAGGAUCCACAGAGCUUCAAAGGGCUGGAUCGGGUUUACUAGACAAAGUCAUCACAGAUUCCCGAAGCUUGAAACAGAUUCCACUCACGGAACUCACCAGUGACAAAGACUCCAAUGAUGGUGCCAGUUCAAUCGCCGCUUCAGUGCGCCUUGAGCAAGCCUUAUCGGACGAGGCUGCCUCCACUUCCGUCAAACUCAGCGUCCCGGCUGUCUUGGCCUUACAAGCAAAACUCUGGCUUGCUAUCGCUGAUGUGUAUAUCGCAAUGAAGAAGGACACUGAAGCCAGCGCAUGCGUUCAGGAGGCUCAUUUGAUUUUCCCUUUUUCCCCAGAUGUGCUAUUCCAGCGUGGCCGCAUUUUUGAGCUCAGAGAAAACCUUAUGGAAGCCAAGAAUUGCUUCGAUAAUGCGAUCUCCAUAAACCCGAACCACGUGGCCAGCAUUCAACUUCUGGGUGCAGUGUAUCACAAACUUGGUAACCUCGUCAUGGCUGAGAAAGUACUCCGCGAAGCCAUCAAUAUCGAUCCAACAGCAUUUGAAGCUUGGCAUCUUUUGGGCGUGGUUUUGGAAGCCCAAGACGAGCACGAAGCAGCGAGCGAGUGUCUGAUGACCGCUAUUGACUUAGAGGCCACUCAUCCCAUUGUACCAUUAACUGUGAUACCACGGUUGUUAUGAGCCUACCAGCCACGUGAGCUGUGAUCCAACAAAAGAUAAACAACUAGGAACAUUUAGAAAAUUAUUUUUAAUCUCAGUAGGAAUGAGUGGGGUCCAAUAUUCUGUCUGUAAUCAUAGGAGUGAUUAACAAAGUCAGACGACUGCAAAGCGAGAGCCCGAUUUGUGAACCUCGUUGAGACAACGUAACGUAACGCAAUAAAGUUAUUAACAGUGGUUUAUCUAUUGAAUUAAAGAAGAGUAAAUAGUGACGUAUCGCAGUUAUCAAAAGCCUGAAAUGUUCUGCUUUUUUUUUCCGCAGAAUAAGAAACUCCAAACAAGCUUGAAUGAAUUGACUAUUUAGUAUUUGCAACUUCGUUUAAAUAAUGUUUAUUUUAUCAGCAAUCUAAUACACUGACCUAGAAUACGUUUAAGCAGAUAUUUUUUAACAUGAUAAUCGUCCAACCGUGAUAAGCAUUGCUUUAUUUGCUUAACUAAGCCAAUUCCAAGAAUCCAGCUCUGGGUUCCAAGAAUCACUUUCGCCUUCCGGUCGUGAGGUGGGAUGGUAUACCGUGCAAUAUGAUUGGUAGAGAACUGUCAUUUUCUCUGAAAGUCGUCGGCAUUUUUACAUAAGUAGUUUCUGGGAAUAUCGAAUGACAUAGGUGCGGAAAUCGAUUCAUUUUUCGGCUUUUAAAAACUGUUUUAUUGCGAAUAGAUUUGAAUGGUUGUUUGUAACGGCAAGGAAGAUUGAGGUAAGUGUUAUUUAAUUAUACUUCAACUAUUAGAAGAAGUUAAAUUGCCUCACGUCUCGUUGGGCAGACAAGCCGCAAGCUUCGUGAACACCAAAUUAAUAACAAUUUGCUUUCUGAGAAACGAUCCAGCCGUAGCAGGAAAUAUUCUCCAUGAAGUAAACAAUCUUACGCCUCUUCAAAUUUCUCGGCCGAGCCUUGGGACUCCUUCGGGAAAGCUUGCACUUGUUUGCGUGGAUUCUGCAAGUCAAGUGCCGCGAUCUUUGAGAACUUGUCCGCCCCUCAGUUUGCAGUUUUAGAUCUUUUAGCUCUUGUAAAUAGUUUCUGGAGCCAUUGCCGUUGUUUUCUAGAGUGAUAGCAAUAUGGCCCGCAAAUAUCGUCGAUCCGACAUCGGCAAAGUCCGGCGUUAAUCAAAGGCAUUUAAUUAACAGAUUCUUUCCUCAUUUCUGGUAACAAGCAGGGCCUGUCAUAGUUCUGGUUUAAAAUUCAAACCAAAAGCGAUUGCCGAUGCUGUCUCCGUGAAAGGUCGGAAACAAAUUCAGUGGCCUACGUUAUGAACAUUUCUAGUGGCAGUAUGUGUUUUAUUUGUCAGGACUCAAAGUUUAUUUCCGUGAUCAAAUCUAUAGUGAAUGAAAAUCAGUGAGCGAAAUAUGCGAACUCAUUCCAUACACGACUAGAGUUUAGAUUCUUCAUGAAAUACCCAAAGUUUUCUUUUGUAAACGUCCUUAACUGUCUAAAGAAACCUAGGUAAAUAUAAACCAUCAUAAUAAAUACUAAUGUCGUCAAAGUAA
Messenger RNA from Stylophora pistillata, 4130 nucleotides. Its product is annotated as tetratricopeptide repeat protein 7B. The record is from RefSeq and is a predicted model, not a curated record. Gene Ontology annotation, molecular function: protein binding. Lineage: Eukaryota; Metazoa; Cnidaria; Anthozoa; Scleractinia; Pocilloporidae. Gene Ontology annotation, cellular component: plasma membrane. Gene Ontology annotation, biological process: phosphatidylinositol phosphate biosynthetic process; protein localization to plasma membrane.